GCAUAUGCAGGUUUCAGAGGGAGACACCACUUGUCACAGAGUGGAGGUUUCAUGAUGAGUGAGCCGAGCACAACAUUCUAGCCUCCCACAGACACCAGCUUGAAUUAUUCUGAUACAAAUAAUGGGAACGAAUGCUCCAGAGACAAUUUUUACUGAAAUGUCAAUUAACAGUGUCAUUCUGCUCAUCUGCCUGUUUGGGCUGGUGGGUAACGGGAUAGUUCUCUGGUUCCUCAGCUUCCACAUUAAGAGGAACCUGUUCACUGUCUACAUCCUGAAUCUUGGUGUGGCCGACUUUGGUUUCCUCCUCUUCCUGGCUGUUUCCAUCACAACUGAUACAAUGAAUAAUUUAUUUUGUUUUAGUUUAGAAUGGAGGCCUUUUCUGCUGCUGUUUCAGUUCUCAUACAAUAGCAGCUUGUAUCUCCUGACAGCCACUAGCAUUGAGAGGUGUCUCUCUGUCCUCUUCUCGAUCUGGUGCCGAUGUCAUAGACCAAAGCAUGUGUCUGCCAUUGUGUGUUCCUUGCUCUGGGUUCUCUCCUCCCUGCUAAUUGGACUAGUGCAUUAUUUUUGUGUUCUUAAUAGGACUGAAAAGUGUCCAAUGACAGUCAUAUCCAUGCAUGUUCUGAAUUUCCUGAUAUUCACUCCCAUCAUGGUUCUGUUCAAUCUGAUCCUGUCCAUCAAGGUCUGAUGUAGCUCACAGAAACGUCAGACAGGAAAGCUCUAUGUUGUUAUCCUGCUCCCUGUCCUCUUCUUCCUUGCCUUUACUGUUCCCCUCAGCGUUCAGAGCUUUGUACUGCAUUUUAAUUAUUCAUUUCUCCCCACUUGUAUAUGGCUUAUGCUGGCCUCAGUAAACAGCAGCAUCAACCCAGUUAUUUACUUCCUAGUCGGGAGCUACAGAAAGCGACGAUUCAGGGGGUCUGUCAAAGUUGCGCUUCAGAGAGUUUUUGAAGAGAAGGCAGAUACUAGAAAGGAUGGAGAGACCCACAGAAUAGACCCACUAGAGAUGGCUACUUAAAUCCCCUCAGUAUCCAGCCUGGGACACCAUUUGCAGGGUAUGAAGAGUUACCUAGAUCACAGAAUCAAAGAAAUUAGAGGUGAAAAGGACCUUACAGGUCACUUGCUAAGUUCCUUUCCACCCCAACCCAGACCAGGAUGCUUCCCUAGAGCGGAUCCCCAGGGUUCAUUGCAACUAUAAAAACACAAAUGGGUCACAUGGGGCCCAAUCCUCUCCCUUUGGAAUCAGUGGGGAAAGUUCUAUUGACUUGAAGUGGAGCAGGAAUAGGCCCAUAAUGGUCCCAUAGUCCCCAUUGUUUUAGAAAUGCCAUUGACAAGGAAUUUCAAUUUUGGUGGCAAGUUUUUCCUAAUGUCACCUGGUGAGUGUUACUAUCUCUUCUGUAAAGAGCUACUGUCAGUGACCCCUCACAGCCUCAUCAUUUUUCCUGUAAAUGCCAAGUAAAACACAAGGGUAGGAGACAUGGUGGUGUGGGAGGGAAUAAUAAUCAUGGAGAAAUAUCCCCAUGUAAAUCAUUCCACAGCCAGCUCUUGUGCAUGAAAUACAGGCAGAUGUUCCAUGCCACUAUGGAUUCUUGCUUAUGCAUAGUGAUAUAUGAAACUUUCACCUCUAUUCCAAUGGAAAAAAUUCAAAAUUACUACCAACUAAUCGAGGAGUUUAGUCUCUUCUACUAAUAAUGCCUGGAUCCUAUGCCCAAAAACAUCACAUCUAUAACUGCCCACUGUUCAUGUAUCUCAAUUAUCUUCCUCUGUGCUGACCCUUAUGUUAACAUGAAUAAACACCA
Dermochelys coriacea (leatherback sea turtle) is the source of this 1793-nucleotide messenger RNA. RefSeq names its product mas-related G-protein coupled receptor member H-like. Gene Ontology annotation, cellular component: membrane. NCBI's taxonomy places the organism in Eukaryota, Metazoa, Chordata, Testudines, Dermochelyidae. The record is from RefSeq and is a predicted model, not a curated record. Gene Ontology annotation, biological process: G protein-coupled receptor signaling pathway. The transcript has a single exon. Gene Ontology annotation, molecular function: G protein-coupled receptor activity.